Coregonus sp. 'balchen' is the source of this 4298-nucleotide messenger RNA. NCBI's taxonomy places the organism in Eukaryota, Metazoa, Chordata, Actinopteri, Salmoniformes, Salmonidae. The record is from the annotation of a GenBank genome assembly.
GGAUCAGCCAUGCCGUUCGGAAACACCCACAACGCGCUAAAGAUGAAGUACGCUUCUAGUGAAGAGUACCCAGAUCUCAGCCAGCACAAUAAUCAUAUGGCCAAGAUCUUGACUCCUGCCAUCUACGAGCGUCUGAGGAGCAAACAAACGCCCAGUGGAUUUACAUUGGAUGAUGUCAUUCAAACCGGGAUUGAUAACCCAGGUAAAGACCCAAGCGGCUUUCAACCAUCAAGCCAUCUGUUCUGCCUCUUAAAAGUGCGUUUAGUGAGGGCAUCCAGUGCCACAGCUAUGGAGGAGCUCAUGCCAUUUUGUUCUGCACGGUAACCUUGCCGAUGGGUAAUAUAACCCUAUGAACGUAUGUUAUCAAGUGGAAGGUUGCAAGUAUUCCAUUGGCCUGCAUCUGUACCAAACUCUCAAAGCACAAUGGUGCAUCGAUUUGUUUCAGAUAACCUUUUAUCCAGCAGGGGUCAAGCAUCCCUUAGGAAUAAUGCUUGUUGGUCAAGCAUACCAUAAUAAUAACUUAUCAAUAUGGAAAUCAUCAUAGGUUGUCACUGCAAUUAGUGAUAAUCUGGUGACUCCAUAUGAACUAAAAUAGUAUAGCCUAACCCUUUUUGAGGGGAAUUGAGUAGUUGUGUCCAUACGCAUUUUUAAGCAUAGCAGGUGGCUUCCCCUUACCCUGUAGAAUGUGUGUGUUUGUUGUUAUUGUUCAGCAAUGAUCAAAUGGCCAAACUGACCAUCAAGAGGCUGUCACCUGAGGAGGAGUUCCCUGACCUAAGCCAGCACAACAACCACAUGGCCAAGGUCUUAACCCAGGACAUGUUCACCAAACUCCGAGACCGUGCCACCCCCAACGGCUUCACCAUAGAUGGUGUUAUUCAGACAGGGGUUGAUAAUCCUGGUAAAACGAACCCAUCCUGAGUCUGUCGACUCCGCCUGUAUAGAUUUUGAUGAAAUGCUAAGCAUUGAUUAUUGAGUGAGGUUGUCACUGUGUUUAAUCUGUCAUGCUCUACAAUUAUCAUGCUCCUAAUUGAAUCCAUCCCUGAUUGAUUUUUCUCCCCCCAUUCCAGGCCAUCCAUUCAUCAUGACUGUGGGAUGUGUGGCUGGAGACGAGGAGACAUACGAGGUCUUCAAGGAGCUGCUGGACCCCAUCAUCGAGGACAGACAUGGAGGAUACAAGCCUACAGACAAGCACAAGACCGACCUCAACCCAGACAACCUGAAGGUACUGCCCUCUAAAUGGCUCCCUGGUUGACAGUGGUCUGAGACUCAUUUUCAACAGUGUACCCUGCAGGGAAGUAGACUCAGAUUCAGAUCAACUUCAUUAUCCCACCAGGGGGAAAUUCAUUUGAUCAUGUGCUUAAAAAGACGGUACAUGAAAACAUAGAAACUACACAAUAGAAUUCAUUCAAAGUGCUAUAGCUACACAUUUAAUGUUAAAGUGCAAUAUGCUGGGUACUAGAGGGACCAACAGACUAUCUAUUAUAUACAGCCUAAUGGCUGUUGGAAUAAAAGAGUCCCCAUAUCGAUCUGUUUUAAUUUUCUUUUGAAGAAGUCUCUUUCCCCUUGUGUGGCUGCUGCUGUGACUGAAUUUUGAGUGAAGGGGAUGAGUAAUGUCAUGUAAAAUGCUUCCAAGUUUUAGGAGGAUGAGUUUUGUGUACAGGUUGGUGGCUGAUUCUUGAUCUAUACCAAUUAUCCUUCCCGCCGUCUUAAUCAAGCGCUGAAGCUUGACUUGGUCUUGCACUUGCAUGUUUCCAAACACACAUAUUAGACCAAAGGACAGCACUCUCUGCAGGACAGAUUUAUAGAACAUUUGUAAGAUAUGGCGGUCGACAUUAAAAUGGUUCAGUUUGCGUAAAAAAAACCAUUAUAUUUUGCAAUUUCUUUAUCUUUGCAAAGGCACAGUCAUUGAAUUUCAGUUUAUUGUCUAUUUCGAUUCCCAGGUACUUAUAUAUGGUCACUCUAUCUACUGAUUCCCCAUUGAUCUUCGUAGGGGGUAGUGGAGUUUUGUUCCUUCUGAAAUCAUAGACCGGUAUUGACAAGUCACAGAGAACUCAGAACUCAACUUUGGUGUCUGUUUUCACAGGGUGGAGAUGACCUGGACCCCAACUACGUCCUUAGCUCCCGUGUCCGAACAGGAAGGAGCAUCCGCGGGUUCUGUCUGCCCCCACACUGCAGCCGUGGAGAGCGAAGGGGCGUUGAGAAAAUGUCUGUCGAAGGUACUCACCUAAUCCCACCUAUAGGGGCCGGGGCUCUGAGUGGAUGCCAGCCUAGAAUGAUGCCUGGUCCCCGUUGCAACAUUACUGUGUAAAGAGUCCCCUCUAGUGGUGAACUACGUGACUGUAUUUAUACGUCUGUUACUGACAGGAAAGGAUCACUUUAGACCAGAAGUGUCAGUCAUUUUGCCCGGGGGCUGCAUUUGGUUAUAUUUACUCGCCGUCAACAUAAAAAAAAAAUUGCUCCUCUAUCCAUCGUUUUUUGAAUUUGAUGCUCCCUGACUGUCUAGCUUUCAUUUAGGUAAUUAUUAGCGAGCUGGACACAGUCAAGAAAGUGUAUGAAUGUAGGUCCAUUAUCAUUUCUACACAGUUUCGAAUUUGGUUCAUCUUUUCCCCACCCGCAGGUGGUUUUAUUCAAACCACCCAUGGGCCGGAUUGGACCCCAUCGCGGGGGUCAAAUGGUUGUAACGUGAUCACCAGAUUGGUGAAAGCCACGUAAUGGAGACUCUUCCAGUAUCCUCGGACACAGAUAAUGUAUCUGAAACAUCUCUGUUCCUCUGCAGCUCUGGACUCCCUGUCUGGUGACCUGAAGGGGAAGUACUACGCCCUUAAGAACAUGACAGAUGCCGAGCAGCAGCAGCUGAUUGAUGACCACUUCUUGUUUGACAAGCCUGUGUCUCCUCUGCUGCUGGCCUCUGGCAUGGCCCGGGACUGGCCCGAUGGCAGGGGAAUCUGGUAAGAGGACAGGGAUUUCCCAUUCCCAUACUUUAUGUUCUUAAAGGCAUUACAAUUUGGUUUUGUUCUUACUCACUGAAGUCAUUCUUACUUUCUACCCUCUACAACCUUACUCUAUUCAAGUAAAUGACUGCCAAAAGGGAUAGGAAAUUCUCAGUUACCCUCAAACUAGGUGUACCUCAAUCUCUGCUAAGUCGAAGGGAAAGGUUCUCAAUAGUUGAUAUGCUAGUGGUGACCUUGUCAGAGGACCAUAGAACAUUUAUUUAUUCUAAUCUGUCAAGGCACAACGAUACCAAGACCUUCCUGGUCUGGGUCAAUGAGGAGGACCACCUGCGUGUCAUCUCAAUGCAGAAAGGUGGCAACAUGAAGGAGGUGUUCAACCGUUUCUGUACUGGCCUCACAAAGGUGAGAGGGAAUUUCUGAGAAAUACAUUCAGAAGGCUUUGAGAAUGAUAUAUGAAUGAAAAUAUGGAUCAUAAUUUGCCAUUGCCAUAUUCAUAUGCUCUGUGUGAAAACAUGCUGGCAAUGAUCAAUCGAUGUUUGUAUUCCUUUUCUUGUAAAAAUUUGACCCCCAAUCUUUUCCUCCUCAGAUUGAAACCUUGUUCAAAGAUAAGGGCACUUCAUUCAUGUGGAACGAGCACUUAGGCUACGUGCUCACCUGCCCAUCCAACCUGGGCACAGGGCUGCGUGCUGGAGUCCACGUCAAGAUCCCAAACAUGAGCAAGCACGCCAAAUUCGAGGAGGUGCUCAAGAGGCUAAGGCUCCAGAAACGUGGAACAGGUACAGAAAAUGUUCCAGCACUGAACCAGAUACCUAAUUUUGUGUUUGUUUGCUGUUCUGUUGCUCAGGGUAACUUACAAGCACAUUAAGGCUGUAGAAAGACCAACCCUGGCAAUAGUUCUAGCAUUAAAGCUGGCAUUCCUCUAAAAGGAGUAUUGUAGCUAUGUUAAAGGAAAGAUUCACCCAUUUAGAAUGUUAUACCCUCAUAUGAUGCAAAACUCAUUAUACUGGUUGUAUUUCUGCCUGCUUGCACAGUGAUGGCUCAGAUACACAUGAAAACAUGAAAUGACCCCGGGAAUCGAUAGAACAUCGCUCAGAUGCACCAAAACGAUAUCAUGUUCAAAAUGGGUGAAUCUUUUCUUUAAGUCCUUCUUCUGAUGUCUCUAUUUCAGGUGGAGUGGACACCGCAGCCGUGGGUGGCACCUUCGACAUCUCCAAUGCCGAUCGCCUGGGCUUCUCCGAGGUGGAGCUGGUGCAGAUGGUUGUGGACGGAGUCAAGCUGCUGGUUGAGAUGGAGAAGAAGCUGGAGAAAGGCCAGUCUAUCGAUGACAUCAUGCCCGCCCAGAAGUGA